AGACUUCAUAAUAGUCCGCCUCGCUUCUCACGAACACCUCCGACAACUAAUCCUCCUGCUUGUCUUUCCUGUGAGGGAAAUCGCUGGUCAUAUCUUCUGCGGUAUACCUUUCGUUUCUUUUGGUUUGGUUAGGUCCUGUGACUCCCUUUGAAGCUGAGUACCGCGACUUGUUCUAUCUGCUUCUCCUUCAUUGGCACCAACAGAUCUUGGGAAGCGCACGCUCGAGUGAUUUGCACCCCUCCUCGGAACCCGUCUGUCGCAUUGCGGUUUUACGUCUCGUUUUUAACUCACAUCUCAUUAAGUGUCCAUACUGGUUUCGCAGCAGCCCAGUCUGGCCAAACAAAGAGGGAUAUCGAUACGGCGCCCUUAGUUCGCACCACGUAUUUCUUGUGUUUAUCUGAUACGAAGGCCAUGGUCUCGUAAUUCCGUUGCACUGAGCAUUUAAGCAGGAACAUGGCAUCCGAAGAACCGGUCACGCAGCCAUUGCGCAUUUCCAAGAACGCACCAACCCCAGUCAAGAGUAGCAUACCACGCCCACUAUCCGAAAUUCCAGUCACAGAGAAGAGGCGCAACUCGCCCAGCUGGACUCAGCCAACCAAGAAAAUGGGCGCAAAUACGGAUUCCUCUCCAUUCCAGUCCUCGCCGUUUGACACCACGGCCUCGCCUCGCCUCUUUUGGCAAAAUCGCAACACAACCAAGCAGAACGAAAACGAUCUCUAUGCCGGCCGCACUGGCUCGCCCUCGCCCACGCGGCGCUCGUCCAUUGAACGCCUGCAGAAGGCGUCACGUGUCAAGAACAGCACCAUGUUUGCACGUGAGCAGAAGCAAGAAUACGACCCUACCCGUACACCUGUCGUUGAACGGCCGCUUGCCAAAGUCCAAGGCAAUGCCUACGGUGGCACUGGCAUCACCGGCUUUCGAGCCGGGCAUGGCCGAAGUGAAAGCCAGAACAGCAUCCCGACACUGUAUAGUCCAUCCAGAUUCGACUCCAGCCCGAAGCCCAAUUUCUCUGCCCCUCCGAGUCCAAGUAAGGAGCAGAUGUCGCCCAUGAAAUCGUCACUGUCCCAAUCUCGUUUCAAGAGCAGCUAUGAUUCGCAUCCCGGCGAUUUGUCCCUCGACAACGCCUUCGAGAGCGAGUUGGAGGAUCAUGAGCUUCCUCAGGGCAGAUUCCUCAACCGAAGCAUGAAGAGCGUCACAUUCGACAAUGCGCCCCCGCAGGUCAAUGAAUACGAAAUGGCCACACCCGAUAUCUCUUCAAUCGACUCCAAUUCGCGUGAGGGGAGCUAUGAAUCGGAGGACGAAGACGACGACGGGUUCGAGCAUUACCGACACAGUCACGACGGAGACCUCCACGAGGACAGCUUUGACGCAACCCUCGAGGACACGGACAAGACACCUGUCGUAGGCCCGGAUGAUGACUGGCGCCGAGAUCUUGACCGGUUUGACAGCAGUCCCAUGCCAGAAGCAACUCCAUCGACGCCGCAACAUGCUUCUCCACGGCCACAACACAUCCGCACCGACUCAUGCACUUCAUCUGGGGAGCACCGUCCGCUACCACCUCUGCCUGGUAUGGGCCAUCAGCGAACGCAGUCAGGCUCCUCCGCCGGCCUCUCGGCAACCGCUGAACGCAUGCUUGGUUCUCCCCGCCGAGGGUUGCCAUCCCCUCCACCUGCACUGGUUAGCAAAUCCGAGAUGCAGAAUAUUGGCAACGGCAAGAUGUCGCUUGAGGAACGUUUGAAGCUCAUGAUGCUUUCUGACGAGACAAGCCCGAAGGGAGCUGACCAACCGGCAAAGACAUUCGCUGAACAACAGCGCGAGCGUCGCAUGAGGCGUGCUGGUGCUCGUGAUAGAGUCGGGAGCCCCACACCUGAACGUGAUGCCACAGAGUCUGAGGCAGGUGAAGAAGAUGACACGGUAGGGGACAUCUCGGGACUCGACAUAGAUUAUCAGCUUCCCAGCAUUUCCCGCCAAUCGAUUCUCAACCGCGUCAACGGCAGCAAUGCCCCAGAGCGGGAAUCCGACUACAACUUCAACUCUUCUCCCGCUCCUUCCAGCCCUGAGCGAACCAUGUCCUAUGACCCAGAUGUUCCAAUCGCUAGCAUCGAGGACUCGGUCCUUGAUGACAUUGAAGAGCAGAGUGAGCCAAGCGUCAUCAUUGACAACGGUGACGACAAGGAGAGCGAUGUCCUCGACCUUUACCAGCGAUCUGAGGAUGAUAGCUCAGAGGCGGAGUCAGACACCCAAGAUGAUGAUAGUGACAGUCAUUACUCAGACGAGAUCCCAAAGGCCGAUGCCGAGCCGCAACAGCCAGAAGAGGACACAGUUACCACUCCACGGGCUACCACACCGGCACAGGUAGAAGCAAUUACAAACUUUAGCGCUACUCUGCCGCAGGUAAAUCAGAGCGCUAAAGAAUCGGAUUUCACCCGCAGCCUCCAAUCCUUCAUGCUCCCCAAACCAAGAGAUCCCGAUGUUUUAGAGCAUGUCGAAAGUCAUAAGAUGGCCGAUACCCACGAUUAUCUGCAACGACCCCAAACACCGGAGCAUAAAAAGCCAAAGCCCGGGUUAUACGACGGUUCCGGAUGGGGCGACUCAGAAGAUGAGGACGAAGAGGAACCUGGCACUCCGGAAUCUGUGAUUCACCAUCCCGUCUCGGAUGAUGAGGAGCUAGAGGAGCUAGAGGAGCUAGAGGAACUGGAAGAGGAGGAGGAGGAGGAGGAGGGUGACGGAGAGGUUGAUGAAGAGGAGGCUGGCGUCGAGACGAUCGAAGAGGAGGUUGGCUUCGAGACGAUUGCGGAAGAGGAAGAAGCGCUCGAGUCUCCAGCCAUCCCAGAACGUCAGGCCACUAUCAAGGCCUCUGGUUCUAAGCUCAAGACCCGUCCUUCCGCCACCCCAUCUGACAUUGCAUCAAUGCGCGAAGCCCGCCGACAUGUGAGCCGCGAGGUCCCGCCAUUCCCUGAUAUUCCUCCCAUCCCAGAGAGACAUCGCAACCGAAUUUCGCGGGACUUCCUGGACGUGGAAUUACCAGUUGAUGGCAACGGAGACGAAUAUGUAGACCGCCAUCCCAGCUUUAAGAAGCGCAGCCUGACACUGGAUCUUGAUCUGGGUCUCAGUCUUGAUCAGGACUUCGAGCGAGUCAUCGAGGCACAAAAGCGCGGAUACCUCAUGCGCCAAAACACCAAGGUCGUCACGGCCACCGACAAGCCCUCCGACGAGAACAUUAGAGACUCGACGCGAUCCGCAGGCAAUUCGCCCGUGAAGCAAACGGCGAGACCGCAAUCUUGGACGGUAGAGCCCUGGAAUGGUAAGCCCAGGCAACGCAGCAUCAGGAAACGCCAUGGACCUAGCAUGAGUGGGCCGGUUCCGCCAAUGCCCGGCCAGGAGAGCAACGCCGCCGCUCUCAACCCCUUGGCUGAGGAAGAGGCGCAGCCAGAGCUAGCCACUGAAGAAUGUGGUGAGAGGGGAAGGCUCUUCGUGAAGGUGAUGGGUGUCAAGGAUCUUGACCUGCCUCUGCCCAAAAACGAGCGAACUUGGUUCAGCCUCACCCUUGACAAUGGCGUUCAUUGCGUGACUACUGCUUGGCUGGAGUUGGCGCGUAAUGCACCUAUCGGGCAGGAAUUUGAAUUGGUUGUGCCCAAUGAUCUUGAGUUCCAGUUGACUCUCAAUGUCAAGUUGGAGAGACCCGAGCCGCAGCGUUUGCCGGCUUCGCCAACUAAGAUGACAAAGCCCAAGACCUCUACAUUCUCCCGUGUCUUUGCCAGCCCGAAGAAACGAAAGGAGAUGGAGGCUCGCAUGCGCGCCGAAGAGGAGGCGUACGCGCAGGCUCAACGCGACGCCGUAACGAGGCAGAGGAAUAUCGCACCCACUGCUUGGGACCUACUAUCUCCUCUUGCUGCCGAUGAUGGAAGCUUCGCACGAUCUUAUGUCUGCCUCAAGGAGCAUGAAAGUCGAUGCUAUGGUAGACCCUACAUGGCCGAGAUUGCUUGCUUCAAUGAGUGGGCUACUGAGGACGCCGGAUUUGCCAGCAGUGUAAAGAGCAAGCGUGCUGGAAAUGGCAACUCCGUAGUCCGCAAGGCACCGUACAAAGUUGGCAAGCUCGAAAUGCAGCUUCUGUUUAUUCCUCGCCCAAAGGGCUCGGCCGACGACGAUAUGCCAAAGAGCAUGAACUCAUGUAUUCGUGAGCUCAAGGCUGCGGAGGAGAGAUUGAGCCAGAGUUUCGAAGGCCACCUGAGUCAGCAAGGUGGUGAUUGUCCUUACUGGCGUCGCCGCUACUUCAAGCUUGUAGGCACCAAGCUCACCGCUUACCAUGAGGCAACUCGCCAGCCCCGUGCUACCAUCAAUCUGUCAAACGCAAAGAGAGUCAUUGAUGACCGUCGCAAGUUGACGGAGCCCAGCACUGGCCGUGAUGGCAAACGUCGCCGCUCUGCCUUUGCUGAGGAAGAGGAGGGCUACAUGUUCGUGGAAGAGGGUUUCCGCAUCCGCUUCAACAACGGUGAAUGUAUCGACUUCUACGCCGACACAGCCGAGGAGAAGGACAGCUGGCUGCAGGUUCUCGGUGAUGUCGUUGGUCUUGAGGGACACGAAGUUGACCCCGGAGCUAAUGGCGGCCGAAAGAAGUGGUGUGAGCUCGUCCUUAAGCGGGAAGAGGCGCUCCGUAAGAGGGCACAGGGCCGUCGGUCACACUCAAGGACAAAGAGCAUGAUCAUAUAAGAGUGCUGAUUCGAGACUGAAGAUACCGACUCUCGAUCGGAUUCCCAUUGGGUCAAAUGAGGAAUAUAUCACGAGACAUGGGGCCAUGAUCCACGACCGGACCUGAGGCGCAAUAACGACGCGGCGUUUCCUGGGUUCCCAGUCUUCCGCUUCUUGGCUGGCCACCACUUCCACAGCCCAUUAAUCCCCCUUCUUUACACUCUGUGCUUCUUUGUCCGGUUACAAGAAGUGCUAAUUGUUCUAUAAUUUGUGUCUACAUUGGGAAGCCUGCUGAGAUAAAAGUUGUUAAUUAUGCAUCGACUUCAGCAUACAUUUCACAUUCGUACAGUUGUGGGGAGGAAUAGGAGGCCAUGGCCUAACGACGGAAGCAGACAGCGAGAACUUCUUUUAUGUGCACUAUGGAUACUGGCGGAGUUCAGGAUUGGCCUGUUUCUACUUUGAUGUUUUACGUAUUGUACGGAGUAUAAUAAAUGACAUGA
Molecule: messenger RNA, 5189 nt
Organism: Truncatella angustata
Lineage: Eukaryota; Fungi; Ascomycota; Sordariomycetes; Amphisphaeriales; Sporocadaceae
Product: cell division protein anillin-domain-containing protein
Exons: 6
Coding region: 454-4710 (1418 amino acids)
Molecular function (GO): GTP binding
Source: RefSeq, a predicted model, not a curated record